GUUGUCCAUUUGAUGUCAUAGUGACAGCAUAAACCCAUCAUGUAUGUACAAUCUUUCCUGAGAAAUGGUCCAAAUGGUCUCAAACAUCAGAUAACAACCAAACCAUAGCUCUAGUUGUCACAAAAACAGGUAGGUUGGGCAGACUGGAUGCACCCCAAUCAGUGCCUUUAGUCCACUAAAUGAGUCCCCCGAGGACCAUAAAUCUCAGUGGAAGGUAAUCACCUGUAACUUACCAGGCUUUUACUCUCUGAAUGGAGUAUCUUGAAGAAGUCCAGGAAAGUCUUUCAGAGGAUGAAGGCUGCGACACUGAUGGACAUCAGGAUGGGGGAGAGGAUGAAAUUGACAAAAUGAGGAAAGAGAAGUUAGAGGAGGAUAAAGAAUGUGGACAUCAGUCUGUGUGGGCCCAUCUCCCGGACACGUGCCUGAGAGAGGUGUUUCUGUAUCUCCGGGACCGUGACCGGGUGCGUGCUGCUCUGGUGUGUCAUCACUGGCACCACGUGGUGCGCUCUCCCUCCCUCUGGCGGGUGCGCACCUUCAACUUCUCGGGCCGUGCGUCGCGAGCCCACCGCUCUGAGAUGGACACUGCCGUCAGCUUCGCGAAGACGUACGGCGGCUUCUUGGAGGACCUGGAGAUCCGCUUCUCGCACCCGAUUAACUCUCUUGUGACGCGGCGCUUCCAGCAGACCAUGCGGGCGUUCCUGUCCGCCCUGCGCAAAACACGGGGUCGCCUGCGCUCCCUCACCAUCAAACACAUGGACCUGGACCGCACGGCUUGGUGCCGCAGUGUGCGCAGCAGCCUAGUACGGAGUCUGACCUUUUACCUGCGCAGGGACGGCUCCUACCUGAACUACUUGAACUUCAGAGGGGCCAGGUUCAACCUGCAGCAGGGCCUGGAGGUCCUCGAGGCAGUCGCCGCAGCCCAGCAGCACAUGCACCUUGGUCGACGUCCUGGAAUCGCAGGCCUGAACAUGGAGGACUUUUUCUCCCAGUCCCUCCCUGUAUACAGCAGCCCUGGCUUUGCAGAGGUCAUGCACAGGUUUAAGGGACUAGGUUCCCUCACGAUUAACUAUAGCUGCCUGUCAGACCAGCUACUGGAGGCUUUGGCGGUGGCUUGCAGAGGUUUGGACAACAGCGGAUCGCUGCGUACUCUCACGGUGCGCUGUCACAUCCAAGAGCCCCACAGCCAGGGGAUCUGGGGGAGCUCCUGGUCCAACUUGGCUAAGUGCUGCCCUGAUCUCCACGUAAACAUGUCCGUGGAGCGCAUCCUGAGCCCGGAAGGUCUGAGCCGCAUCCUGCUGAAUGAGAUCCCUGUGCGAGACCUGCAUCUCUCCAGCUGGUACUUCAGUGAGCAGGAGUGGAGCGCCAAACCUGCUCUGACCCAGGUGGUGCCCUGGUAUCGAUAUAGCUUACAGAAGCUGAGUCUAGACUUGAACAACAGUCAUGAAAAGGUUGACGAGGAACUAAUGGAGUUGAUUUUGAUGUGCAAAAAGUUAGCCUACUUAAAGGUCUGGGCCUUCCUGGACAUCAACUUCCUGGAGAGGCUCCUCCAGAACCGCAUGGAAAAGAAAAGCAUGCUCAAAACCAUAAAGGUGCGAAUCUACACAAACAAGUAUGAGACCCAGGAAGAGGAUGAACAGCUGGAUGAGAUUCUCCUGCGCUACAGUACACUCAUAGACUCAGAGCUCAACUACUUUGCCAUCUCCUACCCAAUGCUCUAACAACAGACAGUACCAGCCUGAGCUCUGGAGCCCAUUACAGCUACACUCAUGUAUUAGCUGCUGGCUUCUGUAGCAGUAGGGUAUGCAUGAGAGAUGUUUUUAGAAAACGGUAUAUAUAUUUCAUGGACCCCAAUUCACACCUAUGUGUCCCGUGCUAUAAGAAUGUAAGAUAUUGUGCAGGAAUAAAAUGAAACAAAACCA
This is a messenger RNA of Clupea harengus (Atlantic herring), 1919 nucleotides long. Its product is annotated as F-box only protein 39. Gene Ontology annotation, biological process: positive regulation of protein ubiquitination. Lineage: Eukaryota; Metazoa; Chordata; Actinopteri; Clupeiformes; Clupeidae. The record is from RefSeq and is a predicted model, not a curated record. Gene Ontology annotation, molecular function: protein binding.